Peromyscus californicus insignis is the source of this 2338-nucleotide messenger RNA. It is a transcript of the gene Vrk3, whose product is annotated as VRK serine/threonine kinase 3. Gene Ontology annotation, biological process: signal transduction; peptidyl-serine phosphorylation. The transcript has 15 exons. NCBI's taxonomy places the organism in Eukaryota, Metazoa, Chordata, Mammalia, Rodentia, Cricetidae. Bases 172 to 1533 code for a protein of 453 amino acids. The record is from RefSeq and is a predicted model, not a curated record. Gene Ontology annotation, molecular function: ATP binding; protein serine/threonine kinase activity. Gene Ontology annotation, cellular component: cytoplasm; nucleus.
CAGCGCUUGCGCGCCACUCUCAGGCCCAGCGGAGGAUGCGCGCGCAGCACCCCCUUCUCCCUUCCCCCCGCCCCUCCCCCCGGAAGUUUCUCCUGGACAACUGAAAAGGUUGUUGUCAAGAUGGAGUUUCCAACUCAGUAAUCCAAGGAUUAGACCCUGAGUCCACAAAGCAUGAUCUCCUUCUGUCCAGUCUGUGGCAAAAGUGUCAAAGCAUCAUUCAAGUUCUGCCCGUACUGUGGCAAGGCCCUGCCUGUAGAGGAGCAUGCAGAAGCCCAGACUGGCACUCCGCGUCUUGUGUCAUCCUUUCGAGGCUCAAGGAGAGAGCUGAACUCCAGUUCUGAAACCUCUCCCAAGAAAGUGAAAUGGUCACACACUGUCACCUCUCUCCCACCCUCCCUCCUCUCUGACUGUGACAGUUCUGAGUCUGAAGAUACCUUGAAUUCUCCUGAGAGAGCCACAGGCACCUGGAGCAGACCCCCGACCCCCAGAGGCAGCCCACAGUCCUCCAGGCUAAGUCCUCAGACACUGAAGCGGAGCCGAGUGACCACCUCACUCCAGGCUUUGCCCACGGGGACAGGGCUGACCGACAAGAAAGGGCAGCACUGGACACUCGGGGCCCUCCAGACCCGGGAUGACCAAGGCAUUCUCUAUGAAGCUGAGCCCACUUCUGCCCUCCCCUGUGAAUCAGGGACUCAGAAGCAUAGGUUCUCACUCAAGCUGGACUCCAAGGAUGGGCGCCUUUUCAAUGAGCAGAACUUCUUUCAGAGGGCAGCCAAGCCUGCACAAGUGAACAAGUGGAAGAAACAGUUCUUGGUUCCGCUCCUGGCCAUCCCCACCUGCGUCGGCUUUGGCAUUCACCAGGACAAGUACAGGUUCCUGGUGUUCCCCAGCCUGGGGAGGAGCCUUCAGUCAGCCCUGGAUGACAACCCAAAGCAUGUGAUAUCAGAGAGAUGUGUGCUGCAGGUGGCCUGCAGGCUGCUGGAUGCUCUACAGUUCCUCCAUGAAAAUGAGUAUGUUCACGGGAACCUGACAGCUGAGAAUGUCUUUGUGAAUCCAGAGGAUCUAAGCCAGGUGACCCUGGUGGGCUAUGGCUUCACCUUCCGCUACUGCCCAGGUGGCAAGCACGUGGCCUACAGAGAAGGCAGCAGGAGCCCCCAUGAGGGGGACCUGGAGUUCGUUAGUGUGGACACGCACAAGGGAUGCGGGCCCUCCCGCCGCAGCGACCUCCAGACCUUGGGCUACUGUAUGCUCAAGUGGCUUUAUGGGUCCCUGCCAUGGACAAACUGCCUUCCCAACACUGAGGAGAUCACUAGGCAGAAGCAGAAGUUCCUGGACAGCCCCGAGCUCUUCGUGGGACUUUGUCGCCGCAGGAGCAGGGCCUCAGAGACCCUGCAGGAGUACCUGAAGGUGGUGAUGGCCCUCAAUUACGAGGAGAAGCCGCCUUAUGCCAUGCUGAGGAACAGUCUAGAAGCCCUGCUGAAGGAUCUGCGGGUGUCACCCUAUGACCCCCUGGACCUCAGGAUGGUGCCUUAGGUGGAAUCCAGAGCUUCCGACUUGCAGCUUGAAAUAGAAUGUGAAGUAGUAUGUCGAGGCUUUCUGUUUGAACUCAUAUACCCCUAAAAGACAUGCGAAGCAGCCCUCUCAGUGUUGGAGAACCUGAGUCAUCUCCCAUAAUGUGAAACUUCCUCAUCCCUCCACAGUUGUGAAUGGAGGUGACUGGAUGCUGGUGGCCGCAGUGACCACUCCCUAGGGCCCUCCAUCCAUGGGCAUUUCUGUGAUUCCGUAAUAAACUGUUUUUAAUCAAUGCCUGGAGAGUCCAGUGUUCACAGUUCUGGGAGAAGCUUUCUCCUCUUCACCCAGCCACUCAAUCCCUUCAUUCCAGCGGGCCAGAGUGAUAGUGCACACACAAAGCCCAAGGGGCAGAGACCAGCCUUAGCACAGCAAGAAAAUGUCAAUCAAACAAUCUUCCAACUUGCUCCUUCCUACUUUCCUAACGUCAGUCAGCCGUCCAGACAGUAUGGCACUUCAUCUAGCCACCGUCACACCUCCAGCCUUCUGUUCAUACAUCCAUUCAUGCUUCCAUCCUUCAGCUACCUUUCUUUCAUCCAUCUGCCUAGUACUCCAUCCUACCAGACAGGGUUUCUCUGCUCUUCUGGAACUCACUCUGUAGACCAGGCUGGCCUCGAACUCACAAAGAUCUGCCUCUGCCUCCUAAGUGCUGGGAUUAAAGGUGUGUGCCACCACCGCCUACCCAAGAUUUUCUUUAUUUAUGCAUCUGGCUGAUUUCACAGCUUAACAAAUUGUGACUGGUGUUGCAAUAAACAUGGGCCUGUGGGAA